CAGCACUUAGCGGGUGUGCGUGUUUGUGCUUGAAGAGGAAAGCGACACAAUGGACAAAAACGAACUCACCAGGGGCCAUAAUAUGCCAGCUUUUUUGUGAGGACCCAAUCAAUAGCGGUGCAUUUGUUAAUCGGGCGAAUGCAUCAUUACAUCAUCAGUUGGUGCAUUCCAAAAUGGAAACAUUACGAAGGACAGGAAGGUAGACCAUUCAUCCAUCCAUCCAUCCAUCCAUCAUCCAUCCAUCGUUCUUCCUCCAACUCUAUGACUACUACCGGGAGGAAUCGCUCUUCUGAACAUCACCAGUUUGGGCAAUUCUUUACAGCUCCUCCCUCACUUCCCUCAAGUUCAGUAUGUACCAAAUUGUGGCCCCAGGGGAGCAGCACCUGUCCGAUGGGAGCGGGGGCUCCCCGCUAAAAAAGCCAGGAACUCGGGAAGCUCGGCCCCUGGUCAUUGCGAGUUUUCUGGGCUGUGUGUUGGUUCUGGCCGCCGUGGUGGCCUGGUGCUACUACUCGGCAUCUCUGCGCAAAGCCCAGCUCCUGAAGACCGAGCUGCUGGACCUCAACAAGGAUGGUUUUGUCAUCCGAAACCAAGCAGGCGCUAUUAUAUUUACAAUGACUUUCAGGUCCGCCGCACUUGAUUUAAACUCCUGCUCCCAUGAGGAGAAUAUGCUAAGCUGCACCCAAUCAGAUGCUGGCAAGAUCAACUUUUUCAUCCACACGGUGCGACUGAAGGACACGGUGAUGUGCUACCGCGUGCGCUGGGAGCCUCUGCAAUAUAAGCAUGCAGUGGAACACGCCAUGGCUUGUAAUGGCUCUCACUGGUACGGAGGGGCAGAAUCGGCCACCCAGCACUGGCCGAUCAGCAUCGAGGGCGAGCAGGGACCGCAGCCUUUCAUCACCAGCGACGUCUACUCAAACCGGAAUGCUUUUGGAGGGAUUCUAGAACGCUACUGGCUCUCGUCCAACGCGGUGGCCAUCAAGAUCAACGAUUCUGUACCGUUUCAUAUGGGCUGGUCUGAGAAGGACAUGACGCUUCACUUCCAAGCCCGAUACCAAGAUUCUCCAUUCAAACCACCAGAGGGAGAGCAAGCCACACCACAACUCAGCUACAGAGUGUGUGUGGGCUCGGAUGUUACUUCAAUUCAUAAAUACAUGGUGCGUCGCUAUUUCCCAAAGCCUGUCAAGGUUCCUUCUGAUGAGGUGUUCAAGCACCCGGUGUGGUCCACUUGGGCUCUGUACAAGACGUCUGUCAGCCAAGAGAAGUUGCUGCGUUAUGCCUCCGACAUCAUCAAACACGGCUUCACCUGCUCCCACCUGGAGCUCGACGACCGCUACACCGCCGACUACGGCGAGUUUGACUUUGACCCGCAGAAGUUUCCCAACGCCAGCGCUAUGUUCGACACGCUCCGAGAGGAUGGCUUUCGAGUGACGCUCUGGACUCACCCCUUUAUCAACUACGACUCCAUCAACUUUGACGUCGCCAUCCAGAAAGGAUUGUUUGUGCGCGAGCCCGGAGGUGAGCUGCCAGCUCUGGUUCGCUGGUGGAACGGCAUUGGCGGAAUCUUGGACUUUACCAACCCAGAUGCCCGCGACUGGUACUCGGUCCAACUGAGCAAGCUCAAAGCACACUAUGGUGUGACCUCCUUUAAGUUUGAUGCUGGGGAGACAAGCUAUCUACCUCAACAGUUUAGCACCCUCAUCCCUCUGACGGACCCCUCCACCUUCACCCGCCGCUACACAGAGAUGGCCAUCCCGUUUAGCGAGCGGGCCGAGCUGAGGGUGGGCUACCAGAGUCAGAAUAUCUCCUGUUUCUACAGGAUCAUUGAUAGGGACUCGGUGUGGGGUUAUGAGCUCGGCCUCAAGUCCAUCAUUCCCACGGUCCUCACCAUCAGCAUCCUGGGCUACCAGUUUGUCCUGCCCGAUAUGAUCGGCGGGAAUGCGUACCCUGAACACAUGACAGGAGGCUUAAAAAAUGGGUCAGAGCUGCCUGACCGAGAGCUGUACAUCAGAUGGUUGGAGCUGUCUGCGUUCAUGCCUGCGAUGCAGUUUUCCAUCCCACCAUGGUACUAUGACGACGAAGUUGUGGAAAUAGCGCAAAAGUUCACCAAACUCCACGAGUCCCUGGUGGCCCCCAGGGUUUUGGAGUUAGCCCACGAGGUGCUUAACACAGGCGAUCCCAUCAUCAGGCCCCUCUGGUGGAUCGCCAACGACGACGAGGCGGCUUAUAAGGUCGACUCCCAGUUCCUGAUUGGGGAUGACCUGAUGGUGGCUCCCGUGGUGGAAGCAGGCAAACAAGAACGUGACAUCUACUUGCCUGCAGGAAGGUGGAGAAGCUACAAGGGGGAACAUUUUGAUAAUGGCCCCAAGUACCUCACGGACUACCCCGUUGACUUGGACGAGAUUGCCUACUUUACAUGGGUUCACUGAACUCAGCCGAACAUUAGGACGGGUUCCUCCCAUGCUAUUUCCAGGUACCAAUGGUCAUAAACACACGUGCCAAAUAAUAGCAACGAAUUAUAUUUAAAGGGAACAUGACUGUGCUGUCAGCGACACGGCAUCCAAAAAAAAUUGCCAUCAUGAUGCCGGCCACACAGCUUGAAGCCUUUUUAAGUUCACGUCCACCGCGUAAGCCCUCGUAUCUAAAGUUUGAGCUUGAUGGUAAAAAUUGUCUGAACGAUUACUCAAAAAACUCAUUUGUAUCUCAAGGCACCUCUGUGUUUUAUUUAGAAAAUCGAAUAAGAACAUUACCCCCAAAUUUUGGAUCAUUAUCUGGAGAAAAUUACAAAAAAACAUGCAAUGUCUUGUCAGGUCUCAAAUGAAAAAAAGUUCAUAUUGUUCUUGAACGAAACAACGCAAAACUAAUGUUUUAAUUAUGGCACUGUUUUGUUUGAUUGCUGGUGACCAUCCGUCCUCAGUUGGAUUACAGUCACAAGGCAUCAGAACGUCAUGGCUGCUCCACGUCAUUUUGUUGAAGAUCACGCCUCGCACCAAUCUACACUCCAUUAGCACUGCUGCCUGCAAAUCUCAGCCAAAGACUGCGAAUGAAUUUCAAUUGUAUUGUUCCAGCCUUUUCUCAUGUGCCUUCCAGACAGUAGUAAACGAUCUCGCUUCCAUUCCACACUGUCCUCCUUAGAUGCUAAUGUACCGUGCUAAAAGCUAAACCAAUUUGUGUCUUUAUCAUCAGUGUUGGCCACUGAACAAGUAAUAGGAAGGAAGUAUUGAUUUUGGUUUAUAAUGUUAGAUGGGCCCUAUAGGUAAUUAUGCAAUUUUAAAAAAAAUCCUCAUUUUUUUUGUUUUGCAAACCCCCAAGCUGUGAGCUUAUUUUGCGAACCACUGCACUAACGUUCCUUCAUGAACAUUCCAUCACCAGUGGUGCCAUUUCUUAUUUUUCACACCCUUUUGCUUGUGACUGAAGAAUGGCAUGAGUUGGUAGUUUUAAAAGGAUGCGAUUGUCACCUGUUACAUGUCUGAUGCUGUCGCGUGCCGAAACGGAAUCUUUAUCACACACUAAAAAAAUGUUUGUUUUCUGAACCCGCUCACUGGUUUGGUGUGUAUUUUUAGCAGAUUGGGCUAAUUUGAGUUAUGAGUUCUAGCUAGGGUGGCAGUGAACUUAACAAUGAGCAGCAGUUUGGCAGAUCAUUAACAAUUCUUACUUCAAUUCAAUUCCCUGUCUAUUACCACUCCUAAUUUAUGCUUAGUUCAAAACAUACAUCGGGUAUUUAUUGAAACGUCCGAGUCUGCUAUGUUAAUCCUAAUGUAAAACCAUACACAGGCUCACAAAACUUGCACUGUCUAGGUAAUUUUACACUGCUUAUGUCAGAACACAGACAUAUAUUCUUUAUCCUCUAACAUGAUAACGCACACCAGAAUGACCAACAUAAUGGAUUAAAGCAUGAAUGCACCAAGCGUUUCAUUGUUUGUGAUCUAUUUAAUUGUUAUUGCUAUUUGUGAAAUGAAAUACAAUACUGUCGAUGCUGAUUUUUUUUUUUUUUUUUUAACAAUAGUAAAGAUUUACAACAAUGUUUGAUGUUUCACAUGGGCUAGCACGGUGCCUGCAGGGUAAGAGUGAGGGGAGUGAGAUAAUUGUUUGUGCAACUUAAUAGUUUAUUUGAAAUGGGAAAUUGCACGUUUGAAAACAGACUGCUGUUUGUGCUGCUUUUUUAUUGUCCGUGCCUUACCGUGCACGUCUGCGCUCAGUGAAUACUCAUGCACAUAAGAAUAAACAAACAAAUUGCUCAAUUGUA
Molecule: messenger RNA, 4243 nt
Organism: Syngnathus typhle (broad-nosed pipefish)
Lineage: Eukaryota; Metazoa; Chordata; Actinopteri; Syngnathiformes; Syngnathidae
Product: myogenesis-regulating glycosidase-like
Exons: 7
Coding region: 351-2426 (691 amino acids)
Biological process (GO): skeletal muscle fiber development; carbohydrate metabolic process
Molecular function (GO): hydrolase activity, hydrolyzing O-glycosyl compounds
Source: RefSeq, a predicted model, not a curated record